Xenopus laevis (African clawed frog) is the source of this 1979-nucleotide messenger RNA. It is a transcript of the gene twf2.L, whose product is annotated as twinfilin actin binding protein 2 L homeolog. Gene Ontology annotation, molecular function: actin monomer binding; actin filament binding; actin binding. Gene Ontology annotation, biological process: actin filament depolymerization; positive regulation of neuron projection development; negative regulation of actin filament polymerization. The record is from RefSeq and is marked provisional. NCBI's taxonomy places the organism in Eukaryota, Metazoa, Chordata, Amphibia, Anura, Pipidae. Gene Ontology annotation, cellular component: actin filament; perinuclear region of cytoplasm; myofibril.
CGCGAGCCGCUCCCUAUAACCUGAAGCUGUCAGCUGCCGAACCAUGGCCCAUCAGACCGGGAUCCACGCUACCCCAGAACUGAAGGAGUUCUUUGCAAAGGCUCGCAAUGGAUCCAUCCGGCUCAUAAAGGUUGUCAUUGAAGAAGAGCAGCUGGUGUUGGGAUCACACAAAGAGCUAAAACAUGCCUGGGAACAAGACUACGAUGCAUUAAUUGUUCCACUUCUUGAUGAAUCUCAGCCGUGUUACAUUCUCUAUAGGCUGGACAGCCAGAAUGCUCAGGGGUACGAGUGGAUCUUCCUGUCCUGGUCACCUGACCAUUCCCCGGUGCGGCUGAAGAUGCUCUAUGCGGCUACAAGAGCAACUGUCAAGAAAGAAUUUGGCGGGGGACACAUUAAGGAUGAAAUAUUUGGAACACUAAAGGAAGAUGUUGCUCUCAGUGGCUACAAGAAACACGUUUCCUUAUGUGCAGCUCCAGCUCCUCUCACUGCAGCUGAAAGGGAAUUACAGGAAAUCAAGAUAAACGAGGUGAAAACUGAAAUCAGUGUAGAGAGUAAACAACAGACCCUGCAAGGACUCUCUUUUCCUUUGAGGCCAGAAGCGGAGGAGGCAAUCCUGCUCUUAAAACAGAAGAAAAUCAAUUAUAUUCAGCUGAGAUUGGAUCUAGAAAAGGAGACUGUAGACCUGGUCCAUACAAAGCACACCGAGAUAAAAGACCUACCAGGCAGAAUACCACAAGACACGGCCCGUUACCACUUCUUUCUCUACAAACACUCUCAUGAAGGAGACCACUUGGAAUCUGUAGUGUUUAUCUACUCCAUGCCGGGAUACAAAUGCAGCAUUAAAGAACGAAUGUUGUACUCUAGCUGCAAGAAUAGGCUGCUGGAUUCUGUGGAACAGGAUUUCCAACUGGAGAUUGCCAAGAAGAUUGAAAUUGAAGAUGGUGCUGAACUAACAGACGAAUUUCUGUACGAUGAGGUUCAUCCUAAGCAGCAUGCUUUCAAACAAGCUUUUGCCAAACCCAAAGGACCUGCGGGCAAACGUGGACAAAAGCGCCUAAUUAAAGGUCCGGGUGAAAACGGGGAGGACAGUUAAAUACAGAAUCGAUGUUGUUUCCAACAUUGCAGAUUGUCCUUUUACAAUAUUCAGGAAAUGUUUUGGUUCAUUUGCUUUUCUACAAUGAGGACCUAGUGUGUGGGCCCCUGGAGGGGAUUCCUACUUACCUCUUCUCUAGUUACAUAGGCUUGUUACAUUGAGAUGGUCCGGACUGUGUUUUUUUUUUUUCCCUUUCUUAAGCUUCUGCAUUAUCACCCACUCCUCUAUGUCAAACCCAUCUGUGAAAUGAGGGGACAGAGCUUGCCUAUAAUACCCAUUUCAGUUGUAUCUUUCUUAUGCCAAUUUUACAAUUAGUUGGACAUUUUCACAGGUUCUAUAGAUUUACUGUUCCAGUUCCAUGCCAGUGGUGAGAUUACAGUGCCUACUCCAACUGUAUAUACAAAGGCAGCUUGGCCAGUGUAUUGAAUUGCAAAUCACUUGACUUCCCUUAUUUUGUAGCUAGUUGUAUUUGCUCAGUUACAUGCCUUCAGUAUGCCCUGUGCUGGUCUAUCUGCCUGUGUUACAGUGUUGCUGUAAUUUUACAUUUCUGGUUUAAUAUGUAUUUGAUCCCAAUGUGAAAGUGCAAUAAUGUAAAGGGACUGGGUUACACACCCCUCUGGAACUGCAAGGGUUAACAAACAUCUACCCUUUCUACUCCUUGGUGGCAUAGCACUGCAUUUGGAUAGAUUGGUUGGCUCUCCAUGCUUUAGCUUGGCAGAUAUUAUAGUCCUUCUUAUGGCAUCUCAUACUUUUACAUUAGUUCCUGGGAGUGAUGAUGCACAUUCCAGACAAAAGCAUUAACAACGAUCAUAGUCUACCUGGAGGGAAAAAAUGUCAGUAUAUUCUUACCCUUAGCUCGGAAAUUUUCUAUGAAUAUAUAUUAAAA